AGGAUCUUGAUGAUCUAAGAAUGGAAGGAGUAACAAGUGUGAUGUCUUCUGGGAGCAAAUUCAAUCAAACUCGAAGUGCUUAUACGGCUGAGCCUCAAGCAAAGGUCACGUUGAAUAUCUGCGCAAGAUGUGCCAGAUUGCAAGGAGAUAAUUUGGCAGAAAGGCCAGAAGAUGUCUCCAUGGUAUCUGAAAUGUCUGAGCCAGCAGUGUCAGACUCUGAUGCUCAGGUACCUGGGGUUGAAACACUUACGGAAGAUGUUCAUGAAUUUCAGAGUGCCUCUCAAGUGGCAGGAUCUUCUCAGACAUUUUGGACCCUGGAUGCCAUGGGUGUCAGACCUGGAGGUUCCCCAAGACAGAAACUCUUAAAGGACUCCUUAGCAGCAAAAGAACUUCAGACCAUGGAGAAACACCUAGCUGAUAUCGAGAAGGACCUAGCGCUAUGGGAGGAAGCAAAGCUCUCAAGAAGCCCUACUAUCCAACAUCAUAGUUUAAUUACAUCUGACCAUCAAGGCAAUCUUCAAGCUACACAGGGCCAAAAUCCGAGGCCUCAGGUGCCAACUCAGACAGGGAAGAAAAUUCAGCUCCAAGGAAACAAGUCACCACCUCUGCCCACUAACAGCAGAACAGAGGUCUCCAGCACUGCAAACAGUAGGCCUCCAACGCCUAGUGCACAAACCAACAGGCCGACAACUCCAUCAGCUCCAGGGAGCAGACCUGUGACCCCAAAUAGCUUGCUCUCUCGGCCUCUUACCCCUAGCAACCAAGGAAAUAGGGAAGGCAUCAUUAGUAUGCAAAGAAGCAGGUCUUUGACAUCUAAGAGCCAAAUGGGGAGGACCCUCAGCGCUGCUUCGGGGCUGUCUGUGCAAAUGAGUGGAGACAUUGUUGGAACUGUCACUACUCAGAGAAGCAGUUUAUCAGAAGAUGAAUUCUUACAACAGCUUCAGCUUCCUCAUCAACCUUGGAUAUUGCUGAGUGACACAGAAAGUGAAGGAGUAGAAGCUGACCAAGACAAAU
Molecule: messenger RNA, 1014 nt
Organism: Leptosomus discolor (cuckoo roller)
Lineage: Eukaryota; Metazoa; Chordata; Aves; Leptosomiformes; Leptosomidae
Source: RefSeq, a predicted model, not a curated record